Messenger RNA from Balaenoptera ricei (Rice's whale), 7032 nucleotides. It is a transcript of the gene ZNF84, whose product is annotated as zinc finger protein 84. Lineage: Eukaryota; Metazoa; Chordata; Mammalia; Artiodactyla; Balaenopteridae. Bases 959 to 3181 code for a protein of 740 amino acids. Gene Ontology annotation, biological process: regulation of DNA-templated transcription. The record is from RefSeq and is a predicted model, not a curated record. The transcript is spliced from 6 exons.
CCGGGGUCUCCGCGGCUGGGGUGCGGUGGGCACCGGUGGCCCCCGGGGAUCGGGGGGAGGCCCUUCGUCCGCCGCGGCCGGUGCUCGUCGCGCCGGGGCGUCUCCUGCCAGGCCGGCUUGGAAAGGCGGUGCCUCCCCACGCGCGUCCCUGCGCGUCCCCGGCCGCGAGCCCUGGGCAGGCGCGGUCGGAGCGCCGGGACCCACGGCGGGUCGGGGAGCGUCCGGCGAGUGUCCGCGGCGUGACCCGAUUGCUGGGCUUGUGUCGCCCCUCCACCCUGGCUCCACCCAGCUCGCCUCUGCCUUUAUCAGGAGGGUUUUUCCGAGGGUCCUCCACUAACGAGAACCCCCAAACAACUUUGACAGUAGCUGGCGGGGUGGGCACCGCGUUGCCUCAAGGCCUUGUCUCUGACCUGGACCCACGUCUGCCCCUUGGAACAACAGCCCAUUCACGAUUUCUGGGUCUCAGGCUUUUCAUCUGAAAAUGAGGGAAUGGAAAGAAGUGACCUUUUCUGCCCUAGCCCGGAGGCUUUUUGCUGUCAUCAAAACAAUUUGAUGCUGAGUGGGAGCUACAGGAUGAUGAUGAAGGUGCCCCUUCCUCCUGCGGGUAAAUGUGAGUGCGUGGCAGGGAGAGCUGCAGUGCUCGGCGGGAAACUGCUGAGUCCUGUUUCAGUUAUAUAGGAAACACACUCUGGCCUUAGAUGAUCAUGAAUUCCUAGUUCCUAUCAAGAGAGGAAAGGAUUUUCGGUGCAGCGUGAAUAUACCAGUUGAAGUUCGUUUGUCCCCAAGUCCACAGAUCCUGGUUCCACACAAAUAAGCCUGCUCGUGUGAGAUAAGAAAGGCGUUCCCAGAAGCAGAAAUUCAUUCCUAGUGUGAAAGACCUCACACCAGAGCUUCGGGGCAGAAGCAGAGGCUGCAGGACAGAACAAAUCUCAGACUUGCUACUCAUCUUGCAGCAAAAAUGACCAUGUUACAGGGGUCGUUCUCAUUUGAAGAUUUAUCUGUGGACUUCACCCAGAAGGAAUGGCAGCUACUGGACCCCUAUCAGAAGGACUUAUACAAGGAUGUCAUGUUGGAGAACUAUAGCAGCCUCGUGUCACUGGGGUAUGAAGUUAUGAAACCUGGUGUCAUCCUCAAGUUGGAGCACGGAGAAGAGCCGUGGACAGGAGAUGGAGAAAUUCCAGGUUCAGACUCUCCAGAACAAGUCUUGCAAGUAAAUGGUCACAUCACUUGGCACAAGGAUAACCAAGAGAAGCUUAAAAAUAUGAAACAAGAUCAACAAUGUGAUGCACUUGGAAAAAAUUUCAAUCUGAGCAUGAACUUUGUUCCUUUAAGGAAAUCAAACAGUGAAGAUGACAUAGGUGGAUUAAUUUUAAAACAUCAUAUAGAUUUACUUAUUCCAAAAGCAGAUUAUGGUAAAACAGAACCAGCUGACUUAAACGUAUUUGAUAAAUUGUUUCUCCAUACCAAGACUGAGGAAACUGAUACUUGGUUAAAAUACUAUGAAUGUGAUAAGUAUGAUAAAGCUAGCUGUAAGAAGUCACAGAUUAUCAUAUAUCACAGAACCCGUUUAGGGGAGAAGCUCUAUGAAUGCAGUGAAUGUAGGAAACGCUUCAGUAAGAAGUCAAGUCUCAUUAAACAUCAGAGCAGACACGUAAGAGAAAUAGCCUAUGGCUGUGGUAAAUGUGGCAGAACCUUUCCCCAGAAGUCACAGUUUAUUACACAUCACAGAACGCACACAGGAGAGAAACCUUACAGCUGUAGCCAGUGUGGGAAAGCCUUCUCCCAGAAGUCACAGCUGACAUCCCAUCAGAGGACACAUACAGGAGAGAAACCGUAUGAAUGUGGUGAGUGUGGGAAAGCUUUCUCCCGGAAGUCACACCUCAUAUCACACUGGAGGACACACACAGGAGAGAAGCCCUAUGGAUGCACUGAAUGUGGGAGAGCCUUUAGUGAAAAGUCAAAUCUCAUCAAUCAUCAGAGGACUCACACAGGAGAGAAACCUUUUGAAUGCAGAGAAUGUGGGAAAGCCUUCAGCAGGAAAUCACAGCUCGUCACACAUCACAGGACCCACACAGGAACAAAACCCUAUGGAUGUAGCGAUUGUAGAAAAGCCUUCUUUGAGAAAUCAGAGCUCAUUAGACAUCAGACAAUUCAUACUGGAGAGAAACCCUAUGAAUGCAGUGAGUGUCAGAAAGCCUUCAGAGAGAGGUCCAGUCUCAUUAACCAUCAGAGAACCCAUACAGGAGAGAAGCCUCAUGGGUGUGUCCAGUGUGGGAAAGCCUUCUCCCAGAAGUCACACCUCUUAUCACAUCAGAUGACACACACCGGAGAGAAACCCUUUGUAUGCACUAAAUGUGGGAAGGCCUUCAGUAGGAAAUCCCAGCUUGUCAGACAUCAGAGAACUCACACAGGUGAAAAACCCUAUGAAUGCAGUGAAUGUGGGAAGGCUUUCAGUGAAAAAUUAAGCCUCACUAAUCAUCAGAGAAUUCAUACAGGAGAGAAGCCCUAUGUUUGCAGUGAGUGUGGGAAAGCCUUUUGUCAGAAGUCACAUCUCAUUUCACAUCAGAGGACUCACACAGGAGAGAAACCCUAUGAAUGCAGUGAGUGUGGGAGAGCCUUUGGCGAGAAGUCAAGUCUGGCAACCCAUCAGAGAACGCACACAGGAGAAAAACCUUAUGAAUGCAGGGAUUGUGAAAAAGCCUUCUCUCAGAAGUCACAGCUCAACACUCACCAGAGAAUUCACACGGGAGAGAAACCUUAUGGAUGCAGUCUUUGUCAGAAAGCUUUCUUUGAGAAAUCAGAACUAAUUAGACAUCAGAGAACUCAUACAGGAGAAAAACCUUAUGAGUGCAGUGAAUGUAGGAAAGCCUUCAGGGAGAAGUCAAGUCUCAUCAAUCAUCAGAGGACACAUACAGGAGAGAAGCCCUUUGAGUGCAGCGACUGUGGCAAAGCCUUCUCUCGGAAGUCACACCUCAUACCACAUCAGAGAACCCACACAGGAGAGAAACCCUAUGGUUGCAGUGAAUGUAGGAAGGCCUUCUCUCAGAAGUCACAGCUUGUUAAUCAUCAGAGAAUUCAUACCGGAGAGAAACCUUAUCAAUGCAGUGAAUGUGGGAAAGCCUUCUCCCAAAAGUCACAGCUCAUUAAUCAUCGGAGAACUCAUACAGUAAAGAAGUCCUAGGAAUGGCAUUAACACUAGUCUUUGACAGAGAUCUUAACCGCAUUGUACUUCAGAGGAUGCAGUUAUGGUAAAUCUUCCAGGUAAUAGUCGCAUCACUUUACAUGUCUGAGUCCCUGUUUAGGGUAAGAAUUCUAAGUGAGUUUCAGCAGGUUAACAUGUUUAUUAUUACAUGUUAAAAUGCAAGGAGGAGAAUGACCCUAUGAAAUGCAGUGGAUUUCAAAAACCUUUCAGACCAUACUCAAACCUUACACAGCAGAGAACUAACAGCAAAGAAGAAUGCUGUGAAUAUCAGGAAGCCUUCCAGAGAUCAAAUCUCAUUAGCUGUCAGAAACAUUCCCACUGGGAAUGAAUCCUAGUCCAGUGAGUUAAGGAAAACUUCAUGAACACAGCAAGUGAGGUAAUGUUUUCAUCAAGAAAUGAAGCUUAUUGUACACAAAAAGAUGCCCUCAGGAAUGAAAAUCGAUGAAAAUACUAAAUAUGGGACAAUCUUCAGAAAGUAACCCCACCAUAUUGUAUUCUGUGGGUAAACCUAACAACUUAAAAACAUUAGGAAUAUGUGCCCCUAGAAAUAAUGCUAUAAUGGAAAGCCAUGCAUUCUUUAUAGACAUGGGUACCAAAAAUACCCAAUUCUAAAUGAUAUUUAGGCAGAAGUAUGACGUUUUAAAAAAUAUGUGACUAAAUUGUGUCACUGGAAUAUCUAAAUAAGAAAUUUCUCAGUGGUAUGUAAUUAUGGCUUAUUUUCUUGUGUCACAUAACGUGUUUUGUAUUUAGGAAUUGUGUAUGGUAAUGUAAUUGGGAGCAUGAGAUGCACAUGCCUUGUAGUGCCUCUGAUGUCUGUCAAGACACACCACAUGCCACUGGUUUUUCUAUUUUAAUGUUAACUAUAAAAAUGGUAACUCAUACAUGUUUUGUUGCUCAGUAAGUAGUAUGGGUAAUAUCACCACAUUUCCUUUUCCUUAUGAUUUGUUGGUUUAUAAAAGGGUCUAUUGUUGUUACUGACCUUUCUCUUUAGUAACAAAAGCCAACAUUAUAUAAAGUCUUUUGCAUCUCCAGAGUCUGAGAAGCAGUUUAUAUAAAACCUGGUUAACAAGUAUUCAAGGGCAGAACCGCAGAACAGCACAAGUGACUCGUGAGCAGAGGAGAGGAGGUGUGUGGACUGCGGCUCUGCGCUCACCCUAAAUGGCGGGACCCUCUCCUCAUGGAGUGCGGUGCCCCCCUGUGUCGUAAGUGCCAUGUCACCCAAGUACAACUUGUAUUUUAACUUACUGUGAUGAAAUAGCAUGGAUACUGUGUGCUGCUAUUAUGUUUUUGGUGUUCUGUUAAAUAUCUUGUAAAAAAAUUAGAUGCAGAAACCAGUUAUUUGAGAAUUUUGUGGUGAGAAAUAUAUUUUUGAUGUAUUCAAGGAAGUGUAUUUUGCCUUCCUGCAGAUUUCUGUGAUUAGUGGACAAGUAUUAGGAAACAGGUUUUUUAUUAUUUCAUCAUUUGAAAUAUUUGUGUUUCACCGGCCUUUCACCUGUUACAUCAUGCACACGGGAAAGUUACCAUUGCAUAAGUGUGGUUCCUUUUGAAAAUGCAUGAACUAUUCCUGAGCUUAUUUAGAAUUUUGUAGUAAUCUCUCUAUAAUGUUGCUUGACAAAGUUAACUGUAUUUUUUGUGUGAUGGUGAAAUUCAGAAAAGUCCAGGAUUGGCCUUGUUUCCAAACUUGGAAAAAUCAGGCCUUCUCUCAUGCACAAGUUGUUUUAUCAGUGUGGUGUAUGGUACCUUUGAUUCUAGCAGUAUUUUUCCCUCUGAUUACCAAUUUUACAUGAUGGUUGGAAAAUUGGGACUUUUAAUGAUAGUAAUUUUAUGAACCAUUGUUCCAGAAUUUCAACAGCCAGAUAAUCCUUUUUUUCCACAUGGUAAUUUUUAAAAGUCCCAUUUCCCAAAUUUUUAUUCAUACUCAAAUUUAUGGACUUCCUACUUUUCUCCCUAAUACCUGAAGGUCAUUUUACCAGGUGAGGGAAACAGAACUUUGUAAAGGAACAAGUAGUUACAGUGUGGUGUUUUACUUUGUGGUUUUUUCCCAUUUUUUCCUUUCCAUCUAUCCUGGGUCUCUUUCCUCAGCCUAGAGGUUGAUUCGUUAGGUCUUUGAUUGAGCUCAGGAGUCUGUUGUCUAAACACUUUCUAAUUUUGCUCACUCCUAUUCUAGAUUAUUCUAUUAACUAUUAAGCACUUAAGCUUAGAACUUCCUUUACGAGUUGAUGGAACUUCAGCACUAGCCUCUUGAUUGAAUCCGAAGAGCAAAUGCGUUUUCUAAGGGUCUGGUGUUAGUCAUCAGGAGGGCUGAUGCUGGCAGCAGAGGUUUUGUUUAUCAAAAUACCUGAGGUGGAGACCCAGGUGUGUUGUGUAGAAUUCACUGGGAGCUCUCUCUUCUGAAGGGUCACAAGAGGGCUCUGAUUCUGAAAUUGGAGAUUCUUAGUGUCGCGUUUUAAAAUUACCUUGGUAAACCACAAAAAAAUGUGUCUCCACAUUUCCCUUCAUUGAUUCCUACCACAAAUGCCACAUCAAGAAGAAAGCCACUUUUAAAGUUAGACUGGGUUUACUUGCGGUUUCAUGAAGCACAGUAAAUUACAGUGAGGUUGAAUACGUGAGGGGGAGCAUCUCCUUUCCUUUCCUCUUUCACCACCCAGUUCCCUCCACUGGCCUGGGGAUGAUCCUGCAGAGCACAGUUUCUGUUGUAUCCCUUUUACUAAGUAGUAGAUCUUCUGGAGGUCCCGUCUGUGAAUUUUGAGACCUGUCUCAGGACUGCCUUGUGUUCAGCCUUUCUUUGUGGGCUUUGAUAUCUUCUGACAGUUAUCUGUAUGGGUCCAUGUGUUCCUGACAUUUUGGUUUCAAGAACAUCACUUGUAGAACCUCGAAAUAAAAUGAACCUAAAGAAUACCAGAUUUAUCUACCAAUACCUGUAUUACAUAGCAGAAUAUACAUUCAUAGACAUUUGGAUUCUACACUUGAGACCUCAGUCAUUUGGUCAUUUAUUCCAGCAAUACGUGCCCAGGUUGUCAAUUUCAAUGAGGUUGUUAGUCUACAAACAUGGUACCAACAAGCUUUCAGAUGUUGAGCACCUAGUCCUGGCCUACAUGCUGAUAAACUAACUCAACCAUGACCCUUGCAGCUGUAUGCAUACUUUUUGCCCCUUUACUUUCAUCCUUUUUUAGUCCAUUUUUCGCACUUAUACAUAGUAGUUAUUUUAAGAUGCAAUUCUGAUUAUAUACGCCUGUGCUGAAGUAUCGUGUGGCUAAUUGUGGACUUAAGGUGUAAUAUCCUCAUGGUACGUGAGGACUUUUACCCAUAAUUUCUGAAUACUUUAUCUUUCCUCUUACACAGUAGUUUUUUGGCUUUCUUGAACUACUCGCAGUUCCUUGAGAUUUCUACAAUCUCAUCGUAUGCUUUUUGCAAAUCUGCUGCCACCGAAAUGCCCUUGUUACUUGUUAACACCUAUUCAGCAUAUGUGAACCUGUACAUGUAUUUGUCACUGGUGAUAUUAUCAUUGCAUGUUUUAUCUUUCCCAUUAGAAAGCUUCUGGAAAGCUGGGACUAUCUUGUUUGUAUAAUUAUAGCAACUGAAGCUUUAGUACAUAACUGUGGGUGGUGUCAGUGGCUGUGUUUUCUACCACAUGGGGAAAUGUAGUCUGCAAUGAGAGAGAAGAGUGAAGCCACCAUGGAAGCAAAGUCAUGAGCACCCUGGCUGCGCCCCAGGAUCUGGUUCUUGUCUUGAUGUCCGGGUUCAUCUCUGCCCUUUUUCCUGCCUUGGUUGUUGGAUUGUUCUGUGAGAUAUCCCAAAUAUCCUUCUAAUAAAUCCCCAUGUUUACUUCA